AUGUCCACAGCAGGUACCACAACAAGCAGUAAAGAUGUAAGCAGUACUCAGACUGUUACAACAGCAAGUACUCAAGAGCCAACAACGGUUGAGGCGACCACACAACCAACAUCCACUUCUGCACCAUCAACAACUUUGAGCAGUACAGUGUCCCAGGACACUUCCUCCUCUUCCGCAGCGACAACACAGUCUACGGUGUCUGCCGCUGUCCCCACAACAGAUUCUACAGUGUCUACCCAGACCACUGCCUCGGUACAUACUACAAGUACUCAAGAGCCAACAACGGUGGAGCCAACCACACAACCAGCAUCCACUUCUGCACAAUCAACAACUUUGAGCAGUACAGUGUCCCAGGACACUUCCUCCUCUUCCGCAGCGACCACACAAUCUACGGUGUCUGCCGCUGUCCCCAUAACAGAUUCUACAUCCCAGGACACUUCCUCCUCUUCUGGAGCGACCACACAAUCUACGGACACUUCCUCCUCUUCCGCAGCGACCACACAAUCUACGGUGCCUGCCGCUGUCGACACAACAGAUUCUACAGUGUCUACCCAGACCACUGCCUCGGUACAUACGACAAGUACUCAAGAGCCAACAACGGUUGAGGCGACCACACAACCAACAUCCACUUCUGCACCAUCAACAACUUUGAGCAGUACAGUGUCCCAGGACACUUCCUCCUCUUCCGCAGUGACCACACAAUCUACGUCUACGGUGUCUCCCGAUGUCCCCACAACAGAUUCUACAGUGUCUACCCAGACCACUGCCUCGGUACAUACUAGUACAACACAAGAUGUUUCGCAGUCCACACCAACGACGACGGAAGUUUCCUCAACACAGACAUCAACCACAAACUACCACACAAUCUACGGUGUCUUCCUCUCUCCCCACAAAAAAUUCUACAGUGUCUACCCAGACAACUGCCUCGGUACAUACGAGUAUAACGCAAGAUGUUUCGCAGUCCACACCAACGGCGACGGAAGUUUCCCCAACACAGGCAUCAACCACAAAGUCCAGCUCAACGCAGCCGGACAUUUUAACCGCCACCACCAUUACAUUUUCUACCCCAUCCGUAACGCCAACACUGACACCUACUACCCAAACUACAGACAUGUCCACAGCAGGUACCACAACAAGCAGUAA
Liolophura sinensis is the source of this 1143-nucleotide messenger RNA. RefSeq names its product mucin-2-like. The transcript is spliced from 7 exons. Bases 1 to 1143 code for a protein of 380 amino acids. Lineage: Eukaryota; Metazoa; Mollusca; Polyplacophora; Chitonida; Chitonidae. The record is from RefSeq and is a predicted model, not a curated record.